Messenger RNA from Chelonoidis abingdonii (Abingdon island giant tortoise), 769 nucleotides. Its product is annotated as cystatin-POGU1. Gene Ontology annotation, molecular function: cysteine-type endopeptidase inhibitor activity. Gene Ontology annotation, cellular component: extracellular exosome. Lineage: Eukaryota; Metazoa; Chordata; Testudines; Testudinidae. The record is from RefSeq and is a predicted model, not a curated record.
AUGCCGAGCUCCGGGGCGGGUGUGUCGCUGGCUGCGCUGUGCUUGCUGCUCCUGGCGGGGCCGGGCCUGCGCGGGGAGCGCCUGGUCGGGGGGCUGCAGGAGGUGCCGAUCUCGGAUCCCGGGGUGCAGGCGGCCGUGCGGUUCGCGGUGGAGGCUUAUAACCAGGCCAGCAACAGCCUGCACUACUGCCGGGCAGAGCAGGUGCUGCGGGCCCGCAGCCAGGUGGUGGCCGGCAUGAAAUACUACCUGACUGUACAGCUGGUGACAACACAGUGCCGGAAAAGUGGGGCAGGCCUUGGAAACAGGGACAUCAGCACAUGCCCCUUGCCGCCAGCAUCAGAGCAACGGAAACUGAUCUGUGAGUUCCAGGUCUGGUCUCGUCCCUGGCUUAACCAGACACAGUUAUUAUCUCAGAACUGCUCUGUGUCUGACUCCUGAAACCCAUCUCGUCUGAUGACAGUGAACCGAUCUGCCAUUGAUCGAUGUUGCCUAGGAGUCAUGCUGGCUCUCUUCUUCUGUUGCUGCCUCUUCUCUCUAAUCCCCAUAUUCCUCACCAGGAGAAGGAAGAUUGGGAUCUUAGAACUCCUCCUCUCCCUCUAUCUCCUCCAAUCAGAGCAGGUUUGGAAAUGACUGGGCCCCUCUUCUCCUGUAGUGUAUGAUUGUUCAGCCCUGCUUAAUGACCAAACUGAAGCCCCUGGGUGCUUUCUGUCAUAGCUCAGAUCUGGCAUCCCCUAUGAUGUAGGGAAUAAAACUGAUUCACCAUGUUCAA